This is a messenger RNA of Myripristis murdjan (pinecone soldierfish), 3180 nucleotides long. RefSeq names its product PMS1 homolog 2, mismatch repair system component (gene pms2). Gene Ontology annotation, cellular component: MutLalpha complex. Bases 308 to 2920 code for a protein of 870 amino acids. Gene Ontology annotation, biological process: mismatch repair. Gene Ontology annotation, molecular function: mismatched DNA binding; ATP-dependent DNA damage sensor activity; ATP hydrolysis activity. The record is from RefSeq and is a predicted model, not a curated record. NCBI's taxonomy places the organism in Eukaryota, Metazoa, Chordata, Actinopteri, Holocentriformes, Holocentridae. The transcript is spliced from 15 exons.
UGAGAUAAAAUUACUGCGCAGAUUAGUGCACCGUUGACGCUCGCGAGCACUAUGCAUGUGGCGCGGCGCGCGGAACAUCUUUACUGCGGUGUUUACAAUGUGCAGUUUGCCUGGUGAUUCCGUUAGCUUUUGGGGCAUUAUUGAGAAAAGUAGUGCAUAUUAGCUUACUCCAAUGAAAACUAGCAGGCUGAAUGACUUUGCUUUCUCAAGAGAAGUCACAAUUAAAAUCUAAGAGCAGGACGCACAUGUUUUACACAACUGAAAACACUGGACCAGUUACCCGAAGCCGCUGCACUCCGGAUAAAAGAUGACUGAUGCAUGCUCGGAGCCAGCUGGAGCCAUCAAGGCCAUUGACCGACACUCUGUGCAUCAGAUCUGCUCAGGACAAGUGGUGCUGAGUCUGGCAACUGCUGUCAAAGAGCUGGUGGAGAACAGCAUCGAUGCAGGGGCCACCAAUGUUGAUGUCAAGCUGAAGGAUUGUGGGGCUGAUCUAGUGGAAGUGUCUGACAAUGGCAAAGGGGUCGAAGAAGCCAACUUUGAAGGACUGACACUGAAACAUCACACAUCAAAGUUAAGGGAUUUCUCCGAUCUAAUCCAUGUGGAAACAUUUGGAUUCAGAGGUGAAGCCCUUAGCUCUUUAUGUGCUCUGAGUGACCUGAGUGUGGUGACAUGCCAUGAGUCAGCCCAAGUGGGGACCAAACUUGUGUUUGACCACAACGGCCACUUGGUGCAGCGAUCGCCUCAUCCCCGGCAGCAGGGCACCACAGUCAGCUUGCAGCAGCUCUUCUACACCCUGCCUGUCCGACACAAGGAGUUCCAGCGCAACAUUAAAAAGGAGUACACCAAAAUGAUACAUGUGCUCCAGUCCUACUGUAUCAUUUCUACUGGAGUACGUAUUACUUGCUCCAACCAGACCGGGCAAGGAAAACGCAGCCCAGUGCUCAACACAAGCGGCAGCCAGAGUAUGAGGGACAACAUAGGCGCCAUAUUUGGACCCAAACAGCUACAAACCCUGCUACCUUUUCAGCAACUGUCCCCCUCAGAAAAUAUUAUGGAGGACUACGGACUCAAGGGUGCCGAACUACCCCAAAACCUCUUUACUGUCACUGGAUUUGUGUCACAAGCAGACCACGGUGUUGGAAGAAGCGCCACAGAUAGGCAGUUCUUUUUCAUCAACAACCGACCAUGCGACCCCCUUAAGGUGACCAAACUUGUAAAUGAAGUAUAUCACAUGUACAACAGACAUCAGUAUCCAUUUGUCGCAUUGAACAUAGCUGUUGCCUCAGAGUGUGUGGAUGUGAACGUGACUCCAGACAAACGCCAGAUUUUUCUCCAGGAGGAAAAACUCCUGCUGGCUCUCCUGAAGACUUCUCUCAUCUCCAUGUAUGAGGCUGGGGUGAAUAAGAUCAGCAUCAACUACACUCCCAGCAUCAUUGCCCACAAAUCUGCAGAGCCAAAGCCUGAAGCUGAACCAUGUCAGGUGGCCCCAUCUACUGAGCGCAUCCUAGAGGCUGGAGACGACACUAUACCAGUAAUUCGAAGCCCCAAGUCGUCACUAAACCUGGGUGGGCUAAAAGCUGCUUUCUCAAACUAUCACACCACUGGAACUGGGACCAAGUCGGGUGCUUCAAUAUCAGCUAACAGUGGACCAACACAGAAAACGCUACAGUCUUUCUUCAAGGGCUCAGAAAAGACUCCCACCCACAGACCAAGUUCACAAUCUCCUUUGAAACCUACAAGAGAUAUAGCUAAGUGCUCUCCAAUGGGACGGUCAAUAUUAGAUGGGUUCAGAUAUGGAAGGACACCGGGCAGUGAUAUAGACUCUGGGAAAGAUAGCACAUUAUCUGAUUGUGAUUCCACUACAGCAACACCUGAUAGUUUGUGUUGUGGGUCAGAGUUUAACUCUCCUGAACAGGUGAUUGAACCACCCAGUAUUAAAAGUGAGACAUUUGAAGAGUCUUCAGAUAAGAUUCAUGUUGUUGCUGAACACCCAGAGCCACAGACUGAACCGUUUACUUCCACUGAGGACUGCUCCUUGAGUCCAGACGCCAAGAGACCAAGGAAAGAGAAGUCUGAUUUCCCCACUGAGCACAAAUCAACCUCUCCUCCAACCUUUUCUGAGGGAUCCUCCAUCUCAAAGGUGGAUGCUCCAGUUUGCAUACAGAAGAGGACAGUCCCUCUAAAGUUCUCAUUGCAGGAGCUGGCAGGGAGGGUGAGGAGGUUGCAGGACCAGCAGAAACAGAAGGCCGAAGAUGGGCUGCAGUACAGACGCUUCAGGGCCAAGAUCAACCCUGGAGAAAACCAGAGUGCAGAGGAUGAGCUGAAGAAGGAGAUCAGUAAAGACAUGUUCAAAGAGAUGGAGAUCAUCGGCCAGUUUAACCUGGGUUUCAUUAUCACCAAACUGAACUCUGACAUCUUCAUGAUUGACCAGCAUGCCACCGAUGAGAAAUACAACUUUGAGAUGCUGCAGCAGCACACUGUGCUCCAAGGACAGAAACUCAUAGUCCCUCAGAAACUCCACCUCACUGCGGUUAAUGAGAAUGUGCUCAUGGAAAACAUUGAGAUUUUCAGAAAGAAUGGUUUUGAAUUCCUUAUUGAUGAAGAUGCCCAGGUGAUGGAGCGGGUGAAGCUGGUAUCUUUACCCACCAGUAAGAACUGGACAUUCGGCCAAGCAGACAUCGAGGAGCUCAUCUUCAUGUUGAGUGACAGCCCGGGGGUCAUGUGCCGACCAUCUCGCGUCAGACAAAUGUUUGCGUCGAGGGCUUGUCGGAAAUCUGUGAUGAUUGGCACCGCUCUGAGCACCACUGAGAUGAAGAAGCUUGUGGUUCACAUGGGUGAGAUCGAACAUCCGUGGAACUGUCCUCAUGGAAGACCCACCAUGAGACACCUGGCCAACCUGGACAUUAUCUCACAGGACUGAGGAGCCAAAGGAACCGUCUGAAAGCGUCCCACUCAUAGAGAUCGAUAUGCAAUGCUUACACUACACUUGGAUGAGAAUAAUUUGACUGUGCUGAGAUUUUUCCCAUUGAACCUCACCUUUGCUGGUGGUUUCAUUUACAUAAGUCUUAUUUUGACUGCUUGUUGCUGAAAUUGUUUUGUUGUUCUUUGAACCUGCAGUGUUAUUGUCACUGUGUAUGAUACUCAGAUUAUGGUAUUAAAGUUUUAUAUUUUUACACUGUG